Plasmopara halstedii is the source of this 783-nucleotide messenger RNA. Its product is annotated as Predicted methyltransferase. The record is from RefSeq and is a predicted model, not a curated record. The coding region runs from base 1 to 783 and encodes 260 amino acids. Lineage: Eukaryota; Oomycota; Peronosporomycetes; Peronosporales; Peronosporaceae. The transcript has 2 exons.
AUGGUCAUUCUCGAGGCUUCGACCAGUUCAGACGAGGCCAACUGGCGCGCUUGCGUUGAGUAUGAGACCAAACGCGUGAGUGUAGGUAAUAUGGAAGUUCUAGUUCUUCAAAUGGAGGAGUUGCCAAUUGCCGCGUCGCUCUUUAUGCUGGCUGAAAUGGACGCCAACGUAACUGAGAUUUCUGGUACAAGGCUCUGGACGGGCUCGCACCAUCUUUCACGGUAUUUGUGCUUCUAUCCGGAACUCGUGUGUGGUAAACGCGUCCUGGAGCUGGGAGCCGGCACUGGCAUUUGUAGCAUCGUGUCGUCGAAGCUUGGAGCUGUGAGAUGUCUGGCCACUGAUGGUGACAAUGAAGUCGUGGAACUUUUAUCUAGAAAUGUGCAAUUAAACGAUAUGGAAAACAUUGUAAUUGCUCGCUCGCUGUUCUGGGACGAUGAAACGUCGGCGCAGACGUUGUUAAAGGAGUUUCCCGAUGCUUUGUCAGAUGUCGACAUUGUGCUGGCUGGUGAUGUACUCUAUAAGACCGAGCUUCUACCACUGCUUUUUGCCACUGUAGUACGGGUGCUGACGUCGGACGAUGCAGUCGUGCGCGUCUUUGUUCUGUGCCAUAUUCCUCGUGCCGACGUGACGCAUGAACUCGUGCAAAGGGAAAUCGUCGCCUGGAAGCUCAAAUUUAAAAUAGUUGAAUUGCCGGCAAAAGAUGUUGCGGACGCUACCUCAGAACUCAAGGAGUGUCCAGUGGAAGAUGUGGAGCGAGCGAAGUUGUAUUACAUCACCAGGUAG